Molecule: messenger RNA, 1228 nt
Organism: Aethina tumida (small hive beetle)
Lineage: Eukaryota; Metazoa; Arthropoda; Insecta; Coleoptera; Nitidulidae
Exons: 2
Coding region: 421-990 (189 amino acids)
Source: RefSeq, a predicted model, not a curated record
UUUAGUCUACGACUAAACUGGAUUAAUCGUUUAUCAGUUGAACUUUGGAAAUCAAUUGACAAGAUCAAUUGAUAACUAAACGGAUGUAAAAAUCGUUUUCCCUAAGAUUAUGCAGCUAAUGUGGCAUGUUAGAGGGAAAUUCAAAACAAGAACAAUAAUAUUGCCAAAUUGUUGUUAAUUAGCGUUCACUCGUGUUUGAUUCGUGACGAAUUUCGUACGUUACGUGAUUUAGCCAGUUUUUUUCAACUAACAAACGCGAUGCCCUUGCAUUUGUAAUGUUUAUGUCCGACGCCUCAUGCUGAUAACCUUUUAAUCGUCGAUAAUGCGAAUUUGUACCGAAAUCUUCAGUCUUAAAACCACCACGUCCAGCAACACACAUCAAGACAUCAACCGUGCAGAAACAAAAUAGCAUCGCACAAGAUGAGCAGCACGGUGUCGACGACCGAAAUGAAAACAAUACCGGCCCGUCCCAUCGUCAGACUGAAGGCGGACGAACACAAGUCGAAGCUGGUCCGCACCUCGUCCAUCGAGAAGAUACGCCGCUUCAACAGCUACAUCUGCGCCCAGCACUACUACGUCGUGCCGGCCUUGCUCACGUGGCUCAAAAGCUCCCAUUCCUGUCUCCAAUCGUCGGCCGAGAAGACCAUUUUGUUCUUCCGCUCGCUGAUCUUCAACGCGUUCUUCUAUCGCGUCAUCCAGAACGUGUUCAGGGUAAAGGCCGGCGUGGUGGAGAAGAUGGAUCCGGACGCGCUGAAGGAGAACCUGAUCUCCAACUUUUACGAUUACUUUUCGGGUAGCUUCGAAUCGACUUUGCUGUCGAUGGGGGUUUACUUCGUUUCGGUGCUAGUCUAUUCGCAGCUGUUGAUUUCGAUCUACUUCCUGUCGCUGGUGCCCAUCCCUGGCGGUUUGUACUUCUUGCUUCUGACCGGAGUCUACAUAUCGUUCCUCUGUUACAAGUCGAUCUUCUUUUAUAAAAACAAGACCAACUGAUUAUAAGACUUUAUUUUAUUUAUUUAAGUUUUAACUGCUUGAUAAUAACAACGGUGUGAUUGAUUUUUAUAUUUUAAAUUAAUUUUAACAUUGUUUUAACGUAGAUCGUUGAUCGAUAGUGUACUGAUUUUUUUCGGACGAAUAUUUUGGAUGUAUAUAGUAAUUUUAUAGUAGUUGGAUUAGAUGUAUAUAUUUUUUACAACUAUUCGAAUUUAAUAAAAUUUUAUUAUUGACUUAA